Molecule: messenger RNA, 1725 nt
Organism: Schizosaccharomyces octosporus yFS286
Lineage: Eukaryota; Fungi; Ascomycota; Schizosaccharomycetes; Schizosaccharomycetales; Schizosaccharomycetaceae
Product: F-box protein Pof2
Exons: 3
Coding region: 221-1663 (480 amino acids)
Biological process (GO): SCF-dependent proteasomal ubiquitin-dependent protein catabolic process
Cellular component (GO): SCF ubiquitin ligase complex
Molecular function (GO): protein binding
Source: RefSeq, a predicted model, not a curated record
UUUUUGAUAUAAUGCGGACAAAUUUUAUUUGAUGCUCUUUGGUAAAUGUAUGAGAAAUGACAUUCACUCUUGAUGUGGUUCUUUGAUUUAUUAUUAUUUUAAUAUACAGUUUCCUGUGUUUUAUUUUCAUGAGUAGCUAUAUUAUCUUAGCACGUUGUAGACUUACGUUUCGUAUGUUUGUUUACAUUUCAUCAAACACCUUUUAAAUCGCUUUUCUUCAAUGGACUUUCUGAAAAUACAAUUCACUUGCAAGAUGAUGAGCUUCAAUAAUUCUUUGCCAAAUGAAAUCUGCUAUAAAAUUAUCUCCUAUAUAGACUUCCCCAGCCUGUACAAUUGCCUAACAGUGAGUCCGGUAUGGUGCCAAUAUAUCUUACCAACUAUAUGGGAAAAGCUGGUCUUCAAAACAUUGCCUGAAUUCCAGAGAUUCUUAGAAAUUAUAAAAACAUAUGAAAAUGCCAGAAACUACUGCCUACACUCUAGAAAACUAAACCUCUCGUAUGUGAGCGACUUCGUUACAGAUGAACAUUUAUUAUUGUUGCUAAAAUCCAAGAAUCUUUCAAGGAUUAAUUUGUCUGGCUGUACUAGAUUAACCGAUAACACGCUUAGUACUAUAGUUCUAAAUAAUUUGAACACAGUGGUUUUGGAUUUGAGCGGAAUUCCCAGUCUAUCAUGGAAAACUAUGUUAGCUGCUCUACCAAAGUUAAAGAAGUUGAAAACGUUGUCACUUUCCCAAUGCGUUCUUCUUGAUGACUCACAACUGAAAGAGACAUUAGUGCAUUGCAAGCAUUUAAAAAAACUUAAGUUAAACAAUUGCAUAUCUUUAACGGAAAAAACCCUGCAAACACUAAGUGAACAUGGCGACUUAACAGAAUUGGACAUCAGUGGUUGCAUAAAUAUGAAAGAUCCAUCUGUAUUAAUUAAAGUACUUAUGAAACACAAAAAUUUGAAAGAAUUGAAUAUGUCAGGCUGUUUCUAUCUGACUAGUUUCAUUGAGUACUACAGCUUCCCAUCAAAAUUAUGCUCCCUGAGAAGUCUUAAUUUGACUGGUCUUUCAGAGCUUUCAAACCAUCAUGUCCUCAAAAUUUGUGAAUAUUUUCCAAGAUUACAAAUUUUAUAUUUAACCAAGUGCAAUAAAAUCACAGAUGCGGCCUUGACUGGUAUCUCAUACCUGAAAACAUAUCUUACCUCCUUACAUCUUGGCCAUUGUAAUGAAGUAAGUGAUUUAGGAAUUACAAGAGUCUUAAAGUCAUGCAGAAACCUUACUUAUGUUGAUUUUGGAGGAUGUUUUCGGUUGACAGACCAGUCCGUUGCUGAAAUAGCUAAACUUCCUCGCUUACAAAGGGUUGGCCUAGUCAAGUGCAUAUUUUUAACAGACAUUUCUAUAAUCCAUCUUUCUAAUUGCAGCUCAAGAUUUCUUGAACGCAUCCAUCUUUCUUAUUGUACCGGUUUGACAGCAAAGUCAAUAAGUUAUUUAAUGAUCAAUUGCAGAAAUCUUAAACAUUUGAGUGUAACUGGUAUAGGCUCAAUUCUGUGCACUGAGCUUCGUGCCUUUUCUCGACCCAUUCCCAAAGAAAUCAAUCCAUCUCAAGUACCUAUUUUCUGUGCAUUCACAAGAGAGGAAAUUGAAUUGUUUAGAAAUUACAUAAAUCAGAAAUUAAUUUAAAUACCGAGUCCACCUUUCAUUUGUAGAAUUUUAAUUUUAUUUUACGUCGCGUUCUUUUCUUA